AUGGGGCUGUAUAGUUGCCAGGAGCCAGAAGCCGCAGCUGGCUCCCAUCCAUCAGCUCCCUGGCCCCCAUCACGCGUCCCCUCUGUGCCUGGGAGGCGGGGCAGACCGGAGCUGUCCAUGGAGGCCGGCCAGGACUACUAUUACGAGCAGGGAUAUGGCAGCCGGAGGAGGUUGAUUCCACCAAUGUAUGAUGAAUAUGGAGAGAUAUUGGAAGAAGACUAUUACUACAGUCCACAGAUCCGGGGUCGAGGUCGUGGCAUGCGUGGUAGAGGCGGACCUAAGAGGGUAGGUUUUAGAGACUUGCCGCCAGAGGAGGAGAUAGAGCAAGCAGAGCCUAUUGAGGAAGCAGAGCCCUCUAAAGCUGCCAAGAAACUCAAGUCUGUCAUGAAACUCAGUAAAUUCCUAGCGGCCAGCAAGGGAGGGGAUCAGCCGUCAGGGGCUGGCGGUUCUCCAUGGAAGAGGGCCAAAAUGCUGAAGAUGUUUGGCGGUAAAAAGAAGGACGAUGACUACGCCAAACUAAUGUCUGCUCGCCGUAUUGACAGUCUAGAUAGUCUGACAGACGGACCUGCUCUUACUGGACCCAUCGACAGCAAGGUGGAAACUCGAAGCAAACUUGGCAAGGUGUUCAAGAAGAUCAACCUGGGAGCCAAGUUACAGGGCCGAUCUAUGAGUGCAGAAGAGGAAGGCUCACAAGCCGCCAGCGAGGACGACAAGAAGUCCAAAGUGUCCAUUAGUGUGACUGAAAGUGAGGCUGAAGCAAGUGGUAGCGGAGAAGAGAGAGAAAGAGGCACUGACGAGGAGAGCAGUGGUGACAAAGACUAUCUGAAAGUCGACUUAGAUAAGGACUUGGAUCGGGAGAGCACAGUGGAUUCUGACGAGGAGGCAGAGGAGUCAGGAGAGGAGAAAUCAGAGGAGGAAGAGGGGAGUGAAAAGGAGUCGGAGAAAGAGACAGAAGAUGAGGAAGACGAGGAAGAGCCUUCGGGAGGGACAGAAGAGAGUGGGUCAUCUGCUCGCUCCUCCGUCCGGUCCUCCGCCACACAGGCCAGUAAAGGCAGCGGUGCAGGCAGUGGGAGCGGAAGUCGAAGUGGUAGCGAAAGUGCUAGUGAGACUGUUAGUGAGAGCGCUGGUGAAAGCAGAAGGUCAUCCCAAAGAACUCAAAAGUCCAGCGAGGACCUUAGUGAACCUGAGUCCGGAACAGGAACUGCCAGUGAUUCCGAAGCAGGUUCCGGGAGCGAAGAGGCUCCAUCUCACAGAUCUAGUCAACAGUCCGGGUCAGAGGCCAGCGGAGGGUCCUCAGGCAAAAGUCAAAUGAGCGAUCAGAGUUCAGUAGCAAGCGAGGAAAGCUCUGGAGGGUCAAGAUCCGCAAGCGGUAGCCAGCGAUCUAGGAAGUCCACCGUGACACCCUCUGAAGCUACCAUAACUGAAGAGAGUGAAGAGGAAGAGGAAGAAGAAGAAGCUGUUGAGGAAAGCAAGGAGUCUUCCAGCGAACAGAGCGACGCCUCCUCGUCCAGAAGGUCCAGUGUCUCCUCGGAAGAAGCCGGCCCCUCUGCCCCCGUCAAAAGCCCCUCAUAUCCCACAGAAAUCAAAAGCAUGAGCGCCACCUCCGACGAAACCUACGGAGGACUCUCACCCAUCACCGAAGUGGAUGAAGACGCCAUCUCAUCCGACAGCAGUGAAUCCGGCAGAAGGAAGCGGAUCAAGCUGGUGGUGGAUGGCGAUACCGGGACCAGCUCUACGGGAGAGGAGAGCACCACAGAGACCCCCCAGUCCUCCCUUCCCAAACCCAACAGCCACGGCAACAUCAACGGGAGCAUCUACCUCGCCCAAAAUGGAACUAUUGUCAGAACGCGCCGAACGCCGCUCCCAAACAAUCUAAAGUCGGGCUCGCCGUGUCGCCUGGCGGAGCAUUUCAAAAAACUCGACAAGUUGGGCAUCACUCUCGAGGAGCCGCCUUCGCCCGUCUCCUCCACUGACGGGACUUUAAACGGGACAGAGAACGGGACGAGCGUGCCGGUUUUCGCUAACGUGGACGUCAAUCUCAACACGUGCCCCUCCGCCGGCUCCUUGGGAUCCGGCAUUGUGGUGCUCAAAACGUUCGGCCCCAGAACUAAUGUAAGCAAGGCGGUGAUCGACAGAAACAACAGUCGCAUCAGCUUGGAGCAGGAGACGUGCGUUGACAACCAUAAGGACAGCCGAUCCACGCCGGAGUCCCAGAGCGAGCACACGGACGAGGGCGAGCUGUGGAUGGGGCCCUGGAACAACCUGCACAUACCAAUGACAAAACUCUGA
Messenger RNA from Knipowitschia caucasica, 2289 nucleotides. NCBI's taxonomy places the organism in Eukaryota, Metazoa, Chordata, Actinopteri, Gobiiformes, Gobiidae. The record is from the annotation of a GenBank genome assembly.